Messenger RNA from Myxozyma melibiosi, 833 nucleotides. RefSeq lists its product as uncharacterized. The transcript has a single exon. The record is from RefSeq and is a predicted model, not a curated record. Lineage: Eukaryota; Fungi; Ascomycota; Lipomycetes; Lipomycetales; Lipomycetaceae. The coding region runs from base 194 to 703 and encodes 169 amino acids.
AGUCUUGUGAGGAAGGUUAGAAAAAAGCGAUGCUCUAAAGGUUGAAUUCACGUGUGCAUAAUCUGCGUGUUUAUGGCACAACCGCACAGCUGCUUCCUGCACAACUUCUCGACUCCUGAUUUUUGCAAACCAUCGGGAUUUUCUCGACUCUCGAGCUUCGGUAUCAACUUCACUGUUCACGAGAAGCACCACCAUGAGCUUCCUCAGCACAAUGCGAAGUCGGCUGGCGACGGUCAGUCCGCGGACACCAUAUCUGCCAUCUGCGGUGCGGGCGCUGUACGCUGCACCGUUCACCACCACCAUCCGGUCGUUGUCGUCGUCGCAACCAGCAGGAGCAAACACAAGCAGGGUGAAAUUCGUUGCCCUGGUCGAACCAAAGAUGGUGUCUCAGGACGAGUUGUCAUUGCCUGAGAUCGCGAGACCGGGCCCGGUGUCGCUCGGCGCGAUGCCGAAACUGGGGCCGUACAUUGGCCGCACAGUCACAGUCCAGCCGUCACGGAACGGGCUUCUGUUUGCGCUGCGGAAGUUGCAGAGGAUCGUGAUGAAUAAUAAGAUCAGAACGCAUUUUAUGGGCUACCAGCGAUAUGUCAAGCCGAAUCGCAUGCGCAAGAUGCGCGUGAUGCAGAAGGGCAAGCUCAAGUUCCAGGAAGAGCUCAAGUCUACGUUCUUUUUGCUCAAGAAGUACCGGGGUCGGGGAUACUAAUUGGUUUGUGGUUUGGUUUCUGGGAGGUUGCAAAUGUAUAUAGAAGCUGAAGUCUGGUUGGAAUAGUUAGUUACGAACGAAUGUAUAUACUACGCAGCUAUUAUUUCUAUUUUAGAUCAAGAAAAAACGC